GAAGUGUCGAUCGUAUGUUUAACAGUUGUGUUUUUCAGUUACGCUGGAAUUUUCGGAGACCGACUCAGACAUGUCAUAUGUCUUCAUCAAUGACUCGUCGCAGACCAGUGUACCGUUACUGCAGGCUUGUAUUGAUGGGGACUUGAGUUUCGUUCGGCGUCUGCUGGAGGCUGGCUGCGACCCCAACAUCCGCGACCACAGGGGCCGCACAGGUCUGCAUCUGGCAGCGGCGCGAGGUAAUGUGGACAUCUGCCGCUUCCUGCACAAGUUCGGCGCAGAUCUGUUAGCCACCGACUAUCAGGGCAACACUGCACUGCACCUGUGCGGACAUGUGGACACGAUUCAGUUCCUGGUGUCCAAUGGUCUCAAAAUUGAUAUUUGUAACCACAAUGGGUCCACACCACUGGUGCUGGCUAAGAGGAGAGGAGUAAAUAAAGAUGCCAUUCGGUUGCUGGAAGGGCUGGAAGAGCAAGAGGUCAAGGGGUUUAACAGAGGAGCUCACUCCAAACUUGAAGCCAUGCAGAUGGCUGAGAGUGAGAGUGCGAUGGAGAGCCAUUCGCUGCUGAAUCCAAACCUGCAGAACAGUGAGGGUGUGCUGUCCAGCUUUCGCUCCACCUGGCAGGAGUUUGUGGAGGACUUGGGCUUCUGGAGGGUGCUGCUGCUGCUGGUGGUCAUCGCCCUUCUUUCUUUGGGCAUUGCUUACUAUGUUAGUGGCGUACUGCCCUUUUCUGCAAGUCAGCUGGAGUUGGUCCACUGAGGGCCAGAUUGUGUUAUAUCUGGGUACCAGACGAGUCAAACUUUGAGCUAAAGGGAGGUUUGAGUGGACCUUGAGUGAAGGUUCUUCAUAGUACAAGAUUAGGUUUAAUGUGAAGUUUAGAAACUUGUUAUUCUCACAGUUGAGGUCAAGUGACGGUGUUCACAUGAUGAUGGCUGUGCUAUGAAGGAAGACUGAAAGGUAUGUAUGGGGGAAAAUGUUAGAAGUUUCUCAAACACACUCAAAGUGAUGUAAACCCAUUUCUCACAGAUCUUUCCAUGAUCACUGAAGCCGGCCAACUGGUUGAUCAGUAGACAUAUACACUUGUAAUAAUUUCAGUGGUGAUGUAAACAGCAUUAGGUGACUGUUGUAGGUUAGAUCAGGCAUGAUGUUUUCAUCCUAGUAUUUACUUAUUUUCCUUUUCUAUCAUCUUUAUUUUUGUCUGUAUAUGAAGUGUGUGGAAGUAUGACAGUCGCUACAUGCAUAUGCUUAUUUACAUAUCUAUGAUUCAACAAUUUACUAUAUUAUUAUUGUUUUAAAGUAAUGGUAUGUAAAAUGUUACAUAUUCCAAUAAAUGGCCAUCAGGAUUCAGAUGUCAGUUUAAAAAAUAACAAUUAAGAUUCUUUAUUUAACAUACUUUAUUUUUAUGUUUGUGUACAAAUAAUCCUAAAUGCUUAAAGGGUCUUUCUGUUUGCUAAAAUAACCAGAAAAACAUUUUUCCUCAUCAUAAAAUGCUUUUGCACCAUGUUUGUGUUCUGAACAAUAUUUUCCACAAGAAUAAAUGUCAGUGUUAAGAUAAUAUGAAGCUAAAUAUGGCCUAAAAUGAUUGCGCAUUGUCUAAGAAAGCAGUAAGACUUAAAAAGUAGUGCUUUACAGCGACUUAAGAACAUCA
Messenger RNA from Sinocyclocheilus anshuiensis, 1646 nucleotides. RefSeq names its product ankyrin repeat domain-containing protein 46. Bases 71 to 757 code for a protein of 228 amino acids. The transcript is spliced from 3 exons. Gene Ontology annotation, molecular function: protein binding. The record is from RefSeq and is a predicted model, not a curated record. NCBI's taxonomy places the organism in Eukaryota, Metazoa, Chordata, Actinopteri, Cypriniformes, Cyprinidae.